AUGCCCUACACGACUGCCAGCUUUCCCAACCAGGCUCUACCCCGCAAUAUGACAGGGAUAUACCUGGGACUGAGUUCUGUCCAGCACGUGGCCACGAGACAGCUGCUCAUCAGAGCAAGACGCCAACAGAGAAAAGUUGAGCUGCUACGAAUCAAAGAGGAAAAAAGAGGUUUUACGGGGAAUCCAGUUAAGCGUCACCCUCAGCCUCCUGCGGAUGACCUCGCGUACCCCGGGGGUCGGGGACAAGGGGAGGUCACCUCUCUGAACCACUCGGCCGUGGGACGCUGCAGUUCCGGUGUGACGGUUGGCUCGUCGGCCUCGCGCCGCUGGGGACCAGGCAAGCGCAUCGACCCUGCCAACCUGGAUGAACUGAUCAGACCCAACUCGCGCAACUUCACCACGGUCUCCAACAGCGGCGUGACCCGCUCGGAGAAGCUGACCGCUUGGCUGGGGCAAAGGUCACACGCGGCGCGCGAAGAGGAGCUGAGGUCAGAGGUCGGAGUGGCUCGCGAGAUCGACCGCAUGAGCUGCGAGGACAUGUCGGGUCUGGAGGAGUGCUUCCGCAGGGUCUGCAAGGGGAAUCUGGAAGCAUUGCACAGUCUUCUUCCCGCCCGGAAACCACAGACUGUGAAACGUGAGCACACAGGCUUCACUGUGAGAAGUUACCGCAACCCCAACCAGGCCGAGAUCCUAGCUGAGUUCCCCAGCCACAGCCACAGCCACAACCACAGCCGCCCAAAGACCGUUCCUCUGCAUCGACCUCUGGUGCCGCAGCCAUACUUCUUCCGGCACUACGUCACCCACCCCGGGGCUGCCUCCCUCGCCACCCAACUCCAACGACACCCGAGUGGAGAAUCAGCCAGCUACUUCCACAGUCCAUCGAAGAUCGUAGCUGCACCAGGGGCUGGCUCCAUCUCGCGCCCUCUGCAGCAGCGCCUGCAGUCUCCCGUUCGCCUCCCUCUCGCCCUCUACGCCAAGCGCUCAUCCACUGCGCUGUCGGGGAAACUCGACGUCACGGCUGACGAAGUCAAGAGUUUGUGGUCCGAAGACAGUCCCACGCAGGCAGACCAGAUUGGUGCAGACUCGACGUCGACGCGCCAGCGACUUGCGGGUGACGUUCGCGUGACGGUGGCGGGGAUCGCCGAAGACGAGGACAACGACAGCAUUCGUCAGACGUCACCCAACAACAGCGAGGAGAUCGACGACAGCGACGCCAUCCACAUACUAAUGGAUAACAACAACGAAAGCAGCGUGGACAUUCCUGUCACGGAAGUCGAGCAGGAAUCGGAGGGGCCGAGCACCACGGAGAACCAGCGGCCGCGGCCGAAGUUGACCGCAUCCAACAGCGGGGCGGACAUCAUGUUGGGACUGGAGACGGAGGAGGGCCAGAGCGCAGAGGUGGAGAUUGACACAGCUGACCAGGAGGAACUCAUGCCAGAAGCUGAAGUUCCAAAAGGUCGCGUGAGAAAGGCGUCCAUCACAGAAAAGGUCAUCAAAUCCAAGGCAUCGGAAGCUAUGGCGGCAUUGAUCAAGGAAGAGGCGGAGAUGAGACAGCGAGAGUUCGAGAAGCUGCUGGACGAACACGCGGAGCUGGUUCAGGAGAUCAGCCGCACUCCCAGCUCCGAGAACCUGAUCCAAGGCGAACGCGACCAUUAGCGGCGUCGAGGGCACACACGCGACUGUACAGGCUCCUGUCAUCUCGCGCCAUCCGAGACAUGUGACGUCAUCGCACCGCCAUCUUGCUCGGUAGUCGUCUCAUUCCAUGUACGACUGUCUUCAUCGUGCUGCCUUCGCUCUCAGACCCGCGUCCUGUCGGUAGUCUGCCAAACGGUGUAGCGCCGCCAGGUGAGCUGACAAGUGUCCUCCUCCCCCGCCCGACAAGUCCAUCUGCUGACAGCCACCUACCAACUCGUCCGUGCUUCAGUGGUUGUUGUGCUGUGAAUAUUAAUUUUGUGUGUGACAGAUUGGUAGGGUCUAUGUUUUCCUCCCAGUCCGGGACAAGGAGGGAAGUUAACGUUUUUUUUUGUUUUUUUUUUUGUGACUGGCUUGUUCACCCACGAUUUUUUAUUGAGCCGGGAUCUCAAAAAAGUUAGGGUUGCUUGUCGUUCAUCUGGUUUCAUAAAGGUGCGCUCAGCCCAGUCCGGCAUACCUGACGUGUCCAUUUUUGCAUUAGCAUCAUUCCUAGACUACCGGCGUUGCGAACAAAGAUGUACAUACUUCAAAACGUCUCCAUGUUGUAAAUUUCCGUAUCCGACGGACAGGCUAGUGUUUCGUUGACCCUCCAUGACAUCAGCAGCAGCAGCAUCUGGAAGUAGUAGGUACUGGUUAGAGCAGACAUACCCGCGGCGUUGUUACUCACACAUGCCAAAAAUCGCCGUUUCAUGUGUAAAAAUACCAUUAUGGAAUUCCAUUGCAGGUGUACGAGGCUCCUUUCACCAAAACCGGUUGAUAGUCAUAUCCAAGAGGUCAGUAACCUAUUGACAAGCGAUGUUAUUGCAUGUAAGAUGUGUUGUCUGCACUGUAACUUAUUUUUGUAACAAAAUAAAAAAUAUAUAGCCUC
Pomacea canaliculata is the source of this 2560-nucleotide messenger RNA. RefSeq lists its product as uncharacterized. The coding region runs from base 1 to 1656 and encodes 551 amino acids. Lineage: Eukaryota; Metazoa; Mollusca; Gastropoda; Architaenioglossa; Ampullariidae. The transcript has 13 exons. The record is from RefSeq and is a predicted model, not a curated record.